Molecule: messenger RNA, 1134 nt
Organism: Arachis duranensis
Lineage: Eukaryota; Viridiplantae; Streptophyta; Magnoliopsida; Fabales; Fabaceae
Product: probable inactive nicotinamidase At3g16190
Exons: 6
Coding region: 55-855 (266 amino acids)
Source: RefSeq, a predicted model, not a curated record
GAGGUUGCAGCAUAUGAAACUAAGAACUCAUGGCCAAAACUGUGGCUUUUACUAAUGCAAAGCCACCGUCUAAUCUCCAUAGCCAUAGACCACAUCACAAACUCACACCGUCUCCUUUCUCAAUCUCAACAACCUCAGUUUCAUAUCUUGCUUCUGUGCAGUGCUCUGACUCUCAGACACAAGAAUAAGCAACCCAAUUGGUCAAAACCUUCGUUGGUACGCUCAAAAUCUGGGCUUGGGCUUGGGCCUGUUGACCCAUUGGAAAUGGCAGCAGAGGCUUGGAAUCGCACUGCUCUUCUUGUAAUUGACAUGCAGAGAGAUUUUAUAGAAAAUGAGGGUCCUAUGCUGGUAAAAGGAGGGAAAGAAAUAGUGCCAAAUGUGAUCAAAACUGUGCAAGUUGCAAGACAACGUGGAAUUCUCAUAGUUUGGGUCGUCCGCGAACAUGAUCCUUUAGGAAGAGAUGUUGAACUCUUUCGCCGGCAUCUAUACUCGACAGGUGAAGUUGGUCCAACCUCUAAGGGAAGCCCAGGUGCAGAGUUAGUUGAUGGGCUAGUAAUCAGAGAAGGGGAUUAUAAACUCGUGAAGACUCGGUUCAGUGCAUUCUUUGCUACACAUCUUCACUCAGUUCUUCAAGGAGCAGGAAUUAACAAUCUGGUUAUCACUGGGGUUCAAACUCCAAAUUGUAUAAGGCAAACUGUCUAUGAUGCCGUAGCAUUAGACUAUCAACCUGUAACUGUUAUUGUUGAUGCCACAGCCGCUGCCACGCCUGAUAUUCAUCUUGCCAAUGUGUUUGACAUGAAAAACAUUGGGGUCGCAACCCCAACGCUACAAGAAUGGACCGACUUCAAAGCUUGACAACUUGGUUUGCCUUGGUGAUGUUCAAUUCAAGACUCAAAAAGUUGCUUAUGUCUCUGUCAAGUUAAAAUGCAGAGAGUUAAAAAAAUGAGAAAAAUGUAUGAUGCUUUGCUUUGCUGCUGCUGCUGCCCAUAUGUAUAUGCGUAUAGUGGCUAAAAUUUCUAUUUAACUUUCAAAAUCUUUGGGUACUGUAAUUUUAAAUGAGUCAAUUAGUUUUAUAAAAUUUGUACUAAGUUUUCCGAUUUUACGGUUUAAAUCUUGUCAUAAUUUUAUGUUCUA